This is a messenger RNA of Protobothrops mucrosquamatus (brown spotted pit viper), 1179 nucleotides long. RefSeq names its product phospholipid phosphatase related 2 (gene PLPPR2). The transcript has 8 exons. The record is from RefSeq and is a predicted model, not a curated record. Gene Ontology annotation, biological process: phospholipid dephosphorylation; phospholipid metabolic process; signal transduction. NCBI's taxonomy places the organism in Eukaryota, Metazoa, Chordata, Lepidosauria, Squamata, Viperidae. Bases 1 to 1179 code for a protein of 392 amino acids. Gene Ontology annotation, molecular function: phosphatidate phosphatase activity.
AUGGCUGGUGGAAAGCAGGAGCUUAAGAGAAGCUUAACUAUUAUACCUUGUUUUGUGUUUGUGGAGCUGGGGAUCAUGGCUGGCACAGUGGUGCUGGCUUACCACUUUGAGUAUUCAGAUACUUUUCCGGUGCACUUUCAAGGAUUCUUCUGCUAUGACAACACUUUGGCCAAACCCUAUCCUGGGCCAGAGGACAGUAGCCAAGCACCUCCAGUCCUGGUCUACUCUCUUGUUACUGCUGUCCCCACUGUCACGAUACUUAUUGGAGAACUGGCCGCCUUCUUCUUUCAACCCACAAGGCAUAAGGAGAAAACUAUCAUCUCGGGAGAGUGCUGUUAUUUCAAUCCCCUUUUGCGCCGCACGAUCCGCUUCCUGGGUGUCUAUUCCUUCGGCCUCUUCACUACCACCAUCUUUGCUAAUGCAGGCCAAGUGGUAACCGGCAACCAGACUCCACAUUUCCUGUCCGUGUGCCAACCAAACUACACUGUGCUGGGUUGUCAACCACCCCCAGGCACCAUUUACGUCACAGACAAGGCAGCCUGCACUGGCAAUCCUCUCCUGGUCACUGCUGCCUGCAAGGCGUUUCCCUCCAAGGACGCUGCCCUGAGUGCCUAUGCGGUGGCAUACACUGUGAUGUAUGUCACGCUGGUUUUUCAGCUGAAGGGCUCCCGCUUGGCCAAGCCAUCCCUGUGCCUGGCACUCCUGGGCCCAGCAUUUUUGGUGGGUGUGGUGCGUGUGGCUGAGUACCGGAACCAUUGGUCUGAUGUUCUGGCUGGGUUCCUCACCGGAGGGGCCAUUGCCAUCUUUCUGGUGACGUGUGUGGUCAACAAUUUCCAAAGCCCCAUAUCCUCAGCCAAGAAAGUUUCUCCACCUGAAAAUCUACCCAGUAUCCCAAUCUUGGGAUUGCCCUGUGUUGACAGUUCCCUUGACAAAUUAAGUGUGGCUCAACAGGUGAGGGACGCCCCAGAAGAACCGGAGUUUUCUACACUACUUUCAAGAGGUCUGGAAAGGCAGCUAGCACGAUCUCUACAGUUGGCAGCACCUGGCAGCGCAGCAAUGACCCGUCCCUAUGAAAUCACAGAGCUGUGUUCACAGAGGCCACUUGAUUCUCAACUAUGUCUCUUUCCCUCUACCCCAGAUGUCCUCAUUCCCUCCCGGUCGGUCACCAGUGAAGUCUGA